CUCCGCCGGGCCCUGGUCCCUUCUGCCCCCCCCAACUGCUGCAUCCCCCACCCCGGGUCUCCGGCUCCUUUCCCCGCUGCUGCGGCUCCCGGAGGAACCCCCCCCCCGCCCAUGGCUCUUCGGGGCCCGGGGCGCCGCAGCCGGAGGGUCUGAGGCCGGCGCAGGAGCGGAGCGGCGGGGACAGAGCAUGUGGGGGCCGCCGGCCGGCCAGCGCCCCCGGGAGUGAGGGCAAGGUCCGCGUGCUGUGUGUGGCGCCCCCCGUCCCUUAGGAUGAGUAACUGCAGCAGCCGCGCGCUCACGCUGCUCAGUAGCGUGUUCGGGGCGUGUGGGCUGCUGCUGGUCGGCAUUGCGGUCAGCACCGACUACUGGCUCUACAUGGAGGAGGGCAUCAUUCUGCAGCAGAACCAGACCACUGAGAUCAGGAUGGCGCUGCACGCCGGGCUCUGGAGGGUCUGCUUCUUUGCCGGCCGGGAGAAGGGCCGGUGCGUGGCAUCAGAGUAUUUCCUGGAACCCGAGAUAAACCUGGUGACAGAAAACACAGAGAACAUCUUGAAGACAGUUCGCACGGCCACCCCCUUCCCCAUGGUCAGCCUCUUCCUUGUCUUCACGGCCUUCGUCAUCAGCAACAUCGGCCACAUCCGGCCCCAGAGAACCAUCCUGGCCUUUGUCUCUGGCAUCUUCUUCAUCCUUUCUGGCCUGUCUCUCGUGGUGGGGUUAGUUCUCUACAUCUCCAGCAUCAAUGACGAGGUGAUGAAUCGACCCAGCGGGUCGGAGCAGUAUUUCCACUAUCGCUACGGCUGGUCCUUUGCCUUCGCAGCCUCCUCCUUCCUCCUCAAAGAGGGUGCCGGCGUGAUGUCCGUGUACCUGUUCACCAAGCGCUACGCGGAGGAGGAGAUGUACCGCCCCCACCCGGCCUUCUACCGCCCGCGCCUGAGUGACUGCUCCGACUACUCGGGCCAGUUCCUGCACCCGGAGGUGUGGCACCGCGGGCGCAGCCCCUCCGACAUCUCCAGCGACGUCUCCAUCCAGAUGACCCAGAAUUACCCCCCCGCUAUCAAGUACCCCGAGCACAUGCACAUAUCCACCUCGCCCUGCUAGGCCAGCCCCCCCACCCCGACCAUCCCCCACCAGGGCCUGCCAGCCGCCCCCCACCCCAGAGACUGUGCAGAGCGGGGCCCACCUGUGGAUCACAGACUGGGUGCUACUGGACUGAAACCUCUCCUUGUCCCCCCUUUCUUGCUCCCUCUGCACCGUCCCCGGAGGUCUCCCCCAUUUGGCCAUUUUGGUGGCAUUCGUGACAGGAAGUCACCCUGUCGGCCAUUUUGGUAGCCAUGGGAACUCGGCAGGAUUGCCAACAGGAAGUCACCUGUCGGCCAUUUUGGCUGCCAUGGGCAGGUGGCAGGACUCCCGACAGGAAGUCACCCCAUCGGCCAUUUUGAUUGCCACCGGAAGGUGCCGGGAUUCCCAACAGGAAGCCAUCUGUCAGCCAUUUUGUUUGUCAUCAUCGGGCCAGCCCCAUAUACUUUUUUUGUCCCCACAAGGGCCAGUUCCUAACAGGAAGUCACCCCUCUACCAUUUUCUCUGUCCCUGCUCCAAUCCCUUUCUCCCCGAUCCUGACAGGAAGUGGCUCCUCUGCCAUCUUUUUUACCCCAAAAUGGCCAACCCUGGUUAGGAAGCUGCCCAUCUGCCAUUCUGGUUGCCAUUGCACCAGCUCCCCUUGGUAUGGAUCCUAAGAAGAAAUGGCUCCUAACGCCAUUUUCCUCCAGAAUGGCUAACCCUGACGGAAGUCACUCGUCGGCCAUUUUCCUUGUUGCCAUGCCAGCCUCUUCCCCUCGCCCCCCGCAGAUCCUGAGAGGAAAUGGUUCCUCCGCCAUCUUUGCUGCCCCACAAUGGCCAACCCUGACAGGAAGUCACUCGUUGGCCAUUUUCCUUGUUGCCAUGCCAGCCCCCACACAUCCUGAGAGGAAAUGGCUCCUCCGCCGUCUUUGCUGCCCCACAAUGGCCAACCCUGACAGGAAGUCACUCGUCGGCCAUUUUCCGAGUUGCUGCACUGGUCCUCCCCGAUCCUGAGAGGAAAUGGCUCCUUCGCCAUCUUUGCUGUUUUCCAAAUGAACCAGAUGGGGGAACUGCAUCAGCAAAUGGGGACACAGAGAAGGGCCCCAGGCCACUUGCUUCCCUCGGAAGCAACCAAACCCAGAGAGAUGAAUCAAGGGGAGCUGGAAAUAUAGACACCAAGGUCGGGCUAAAGCAACCGCGGCGGCUGGCUGCCAGCACCUCACCCUCAGAGAUCCGCUCCCCCCUCGACCGCCAGAUCGGGGCCCCGUCUCUUUGUCUUCCCUCGGCCAAAGAACGGUGGACGAAGCCCUUUUCUUAGCAAGCGUGGGCACGACCGUGCCAUGCAUUAGUACGGCCCAACAAUGGCCACUGUUAGCCCAGCUUCAGGCCAGCUGCCCCCAGGCUCUGCUUUGCUCUUUCCUUUCUUUCGAUUUGCUUUCUUCUUCCAUUCUUCCUGUCUCACCCCCUUUUUUCUUUUCCAUUUCCCGGCUCUUUCCUUCUUCCUCUCUCUGCACUCUUUCGUCCAGUCCUUCUUUUGUACAUUUCUCUGCACUUCUUCUCUAUUGAUUUUCUUUAUAUGUCCAUUUACAGGUUCUUUUUUCACCCUUUUGUUUUCCUCUUCCUUUCUCUACCCUCUUUUGUUCUUUCUCUAUUAGUGCCCUUCUCUUUUAGCCACCUCCGCACGCUGGGGUGUAUCUCAGGCUGGAUUUCUUUUGCCACGGUGACUGUGUUUGUGUCUGUAGAGGGGAAGGGGUCUCCAUCCAUGCAGAAACGAGGAAGGAGCAAAUAUAAUUGGAGGAGGAGAAGGAUGCCAGUGGAGAGACAGAGGAAGGGAAAAUAAGGGACUGGGAAACGAGAGAAUGAAGGGAAGGUGGGUGAGGGCGGGAGGAAAAGGGGUAGGUAAUAGAUACCUGGGGCUUCAGGAAUGGAUCAAUGCAGGGAACUGGCAUCACAGCUGGGUUUGGGCACCUUCUGCUGGCUGGGCCCUGCCAGGACCCAGGACUCUUGCUGUGAACUUAGUUGGUACUGUUCGGUCCCUGUCCCGUGUGGGUAUUUUUGUGGGCUCCUUUGACAAGGUCAUCUGUACCUGGCUCUGCGAGCUUCCCCACGGCAGUGCCACCAGCUGUGGAGGCUCCAGUGCUGCGAGCUUCCCCAUGGCAGUGCCUCCCAGCCAGGGAGCUAAAGGAGAAAAACCGUCCUCAUCUCUUGUCAUGAUGUUGGGACUAUGACAUACAGAGGAGCUGGUCUUAUGGCAUCCAACAGAGGACGGUAUCUGCUUGGAGGGACCCAGCUCUGGGAGGGGGGUGGGGUCUAGUGGUUAGAGCAGGAGGGCUGGGAGCCAGGAUUCCUGGGUUCUAUCCUUGGCUCUGAGAGGGGAGUAGGGUCUAGUGGUCAGAGCAGGGGGCUUGGGUUCUACCUCCAGUUCAGGAAGGGGAAUGAGGUCUAGGGGAUAGAUCAGAAGUGGGGGGAGUUUGUCUACCCUCAGGGAGCAGGAGACACCAUCUUUUGCCCCUGACCCCUUAAAGGGCCAGAAAUCUCCUUCCUCCACCCUUAGAAAUCCCACCUUUUGUUCUUGAAUGAUCCUGGGGAUCAGGGGACCCCUCAGCACUUAGACCUGGCAAGGGGGGGGUCGAGGAGGAAGGUCAAGGCACCCCUACACUUGGGAGCCGGUGGCAAAGAAAGUGUUAAAAAUCUAGCACCAGAAAUGGCCCCUCCGCCCAGGGCAUGGGGCAGGGAGGAUGAAAGCUAACUAGCUACAUCCCCUCCAAUCAGUUUGAAUGGGGGGGAGGCGGUGAUGAAAGGGUUAACCAUAUAGCUCCAUCCCCCCCUCACCAGGAAUGUGGGUGGGGGGGUGGGAGGGAGAAUUGUAGGGAUAAAAUAGCACCACCACCCUCCCCCUGCACACUGAAGCAAUGGGGGAUCCUGGCAGUGCAGGAGAUAACACACAGGGGAGCAGAUAGUGGGGGGAGGAAUCCUCCACAGGUGCGGUGACCCUUAUUGCGGGGGGGGGGAGAAUCCGGCUGGUAUCUGUGAAAGGGGGAAGGUUCUUAGCCUGGGGGUGGGAUGGGGGGACAUGCAUACUACACCAGUGACCAAGGAGAGAUCCCUUUUUAUUGCCAUAUAUUCUCUCCCGCCCCCCAUGCCGGGGCCCACCCCCCCCCCCCUUAUUUACUCUGUACCAUAUGUACAUAGGACUGAGAGACUGCAAUAAACUUUAUUUCAAACA
Messenger RNA from Dermochelys coriacea (leatherback sea turtle), 4282 nucleotides. It is a transcript of the gene CACNG7, whose product is annotated as calcium voltage-gated channel auxiliary subunit gamma 7. NCBI's taxonomy places the organism in Eukaryota, Metazoa, Chordata, Testudines, Dermochelyidae. The transcript is spliced from 6 exons. Gene Ontology annotation, molecular function: voltage-gated calcium channel activity; channel regulator activity. The record is from RefSeq and is a predicted model, not a curated record. Gene Ontology annotation, biological process: neurotransmitter receptor internalization; postsynaptic neurotransmitter receptor diffusion trapping; transmission of nerve impulse. Gene Ontology annotation, cellular component: postsynaptic density membrane; AMPA glutamate receptor complex. The coding region runs from base 271 to 1098 and encodes 275 amino acids.